UGUGUUCUGUCCAGAUGUUGGAGCUCCGGUCGCAUGGAUGUUUUUGCGCUUCUGAAACACUGAAUCUUACAGUUUGUGGAUAAAACAGAAGAAACUCAAUGAGGGAUUAAUCUGACGACUAACGAAUCCAGGAGUAUUAAAGAAUGAUGAUGGCUGUGUGUGCGGUGCUGAGGAUGAUGAUGAUGAUGAUGAUGAUGAUGGUGUGUGUGAAGGGCUCGUCUCCUUGUCUGGACUGGUCCUCUAAAGACACUGAGUGUGUCCAGAUGCUGAAACACCUGCACACCGGAGCCCGCAUCACCGUCCAGAUGCCACCUGACAUCCAGGGCCACUGGGUCUCCACCAGCUGUGAGGUUCGUCCCGGGCCUGAGUUCAUCAUGCGCUCGUAUCGUUUCCUCCACAACGGCAGCUUCAGUGCGCUUCAGAUCUACUACAGUGACGUUCAUUGCAGCUCCCCGACACACACGCUGCUGGUGCAGGGUCGGCUGCGGCUGCGUCAAGCCUCCUGGAUCGUCCGCGGUGGCACCGAAGCCGACUACCAGAUCCAGAGCACGCAGGUGGUCUUUCACUCUGAGUCUGCGGCUGCGGCGCUGGGUCUGCGGCCGGAGCGCGGCUGCAGAGGCAUCUCCAGGUCAUGGAGGCUGAAUAUGAGCUAUGAGCUGUGGAGUGAAGAGAAAGACAGUGAAUGCACAUUGCAGAUCAACUUCACCAUGCAUGAGCUGCAGCUGCUGCGUCUGGAGAAACAGCAUCUGGAGCCGUCGCUGGAGGAGCUGUAUCUGGGAGACAUCCACACCCAGGCGGAGCACAGGCUCACAUACAGACCCUCCAGCUACCAGCCUGCGCUACACAACGCCAGGAAUCAUGAUGGCUGCUGUCUGGUCUGCCAGAUGGUGUCUCGCUCAGAUGAGUUUCAUCCUCCGAUUCUGCCCAUUCUCCCGGUUCUCCCAGUGGUCCUGCAAGGUCAGUGGGUGUCCCGACGCUGCGAGGUCCGGCCUGAGGCGCAGUUCCUGACUCGACACUUCAUCUUCCACGACAGCAACAGCAGCUGGGAGGGACAUUACUAUCAUUACUCUGAUCCGGCCUGCAGACACCCAACCUUCAGCAUCACUGCCAGAGGAGCAUACAGCAGAGGAGCGGAGUCAGCACGCAUCAGCGGAGCUACUGAGUACAUCUUCACAGUGCAGCAGGUGUAUGUUCUCCCUCUGGAUAUGUCGACCGUGUCUCUGCUGAAUCUCUCCCCCGAGGCUCAGUGUGGGGUCCGCGGCUCCUGGAGACUGGGCGAGCAGCAGGACGUGACGGCGACUCAGGGCUGCGAGGUUCUGGGCAUCCAGCUGCCGCACACAGAGUUCGAGAUCUUCCGCUCACAGCGGCUGCAGGACGACCGACUGCUGCUGUUCAACGGCCAGAGACCCAGCGACGGCUCCAGCCCCGACCGGCCCGAGCGCAGACCAUCAUCCUUCCAGCAGCCCCUCGUGCAGUGCACAGAGCAGAGCGUCAGCGGGCACACCGCGCAGCAUCAGCACCAGCUCACCGUUACCAUGGUGAUGCUGCUGUUCUGGAGUCUGAUUGGCUGAUUGCGGACACACAACACAACAUCAGCACCAGCUGAGCGUAACCAUGGUGAUGCUGCUGUUCUGGAGUCUGAUUGGCUGACUGCAGACAUAUAGUGCAGCAUCAGUACCAGCUGAUUGCUACAAUGGCGAUGCUGCUGUUCUGGACUCUGAUUGGCUGAAUGCGGACACAGCGCAACAUCAUCACUAACUGACCGUAACCAUGGUGAUGCUGCUGUUCUGCACACUGACUGGUUGACUGUGGAUACAGAAGACAACAUCAUCACCAGCUGAGCGUAACCAUGGCGAUGCUAAUGUUCUGGAGUCUGAUUGGCUGACUGGAUGACCGACUGUCCAGUGAAAACACUGAUGCACAACUGCAGCACUUUACUGAACCGAAGACAUUUGAGUUCUAAAUGUAAUCACUGCUAAGGUCAAUGUUAUUAGCCUCCUUAAGAAACUAUUAGGGAUGCGCUUUAUUUAUUGUAUAUUAUUGUUUUUCCUGAUUAUUGUUACGUGAUUUUAUUAUGCAAGUUUAAUAUUAGACAUUCUUAUUUUGUUUGUGUGUGUCGUAGCGCUUUAAGUUAAUGAAAAGUGCAUUAUAAAUAGGAUUUAUUAUUAUGAUUAUCUCUGAACUUUAUUAAUCAAGCGAAGAGGUCAGAUGCAGAAACCUCUAAAUGCCAUCUGGUCUUUUCUUCAAUAGUAUCUUUAUGAUGUAAGCUGAGACUGCAUCACUCAGCGAUGCAAUGUCAGACACAACACACUCAAAUGGAGUGAGUGACGUCACUGUGAGGGGUGGGGUUAGGUGAGCCCAUUAAAAAGCAUUGGAUGCAGCUCAGAUUGCACUGCACCUCUCUUUUUCUUCUACAAUGAGCAUUUUUCUCCGCCUCUUACGUUUUUCUUGAGUUAUUUCAUGCUAAUGGUGAUGAAAAUAACCUAUUCUUUGCUAUCAAAGUGAAAUUACUGAAACAAGACACAGAAGCCGGAGAAAAAUGCUAAUAUUAGAAGAAAAUUUCAGAUGGCACUUAGAGGUUUUUGCAUCUGAACUCUUUAAGGAUUCUUUUCAAUGUCCAACUUUCUUUUAUAUCAAUAAAAUCUACUGCAACAAAUAAAAACCCAACAUACUGAACAUUAACCAAAAUCAAAAUACCAUUAUAUGAAUAAAAAAAACAAAACUGGUGGUUCAACCUGCAGAAACAAUACAUCAUUUAUAAGGUUAAAGAUAUCGGCCUAAUUGUGUUCAAACAUAUAUAUAGAUAGUUCAGAAUUAUUCGGCCCACUUUAAUUAUUUUUUUUUCUUCUUUAUUUAAAUAUUUCCCAAUUGAUGUUGAACAGAUUCAGGAAAUGUUCACAGUAUGUCUGAUAAUAUUUGUUCUUCUGGAGAAAGUCUUAUUUGUUUUAUUUCGGCUAGAAUAAAAGCAGUUUUUAAUUCUUUAAACACCAUUUUAAGGUCAAUAUUAUUAGCCCCUUUAAGCUAUAUAUUAUUUCAAUAGUCUACAGAACAAACCAUCAUUAUACAAUAACUUGCCUAAUUACCCUAACCUGCCUAGUUACCCUAAUUACCCUAGUGAAGCCUUUAAAUGUCACUUUAAGCUGUAUAGAAGUGUCUUGAAGAAUAUCUAGUCUAAUAUUAUUUACUGUCAUCAUGACAAAGAGAAAAUAAAUCAGUUAUUAGAGAUGAGUUAUUAACACUAUUAUGAUUAGAAAUGUGUUGAAGAAAUCUGCUCUCUGUUAAACAGAAAUUGGGGAAAAAAUAACCAGGGGGGCGAAUAAUUCUGACUUCAACUGUAUAUAUUCAUCAUCCAGUAUAAAUAUUGCUGUCGCUAUAUCGUGCAUUUCUAGAAAAUUUAGCUGGACACAAAUAUAAGCUAAAUACUAGUAUCUUGCAAAAUAACUAGUAAAAUAUUAUACUGUCAUCAUGGCAAACAGAAAACAAAAUUCACAGGAGGGCUAAUAAUGUUGUCUUCAACCAUAUUUAUGUAUUUUAUUAAGUUUUGACAAAAGUAUAAUCUCUCAGGUUUGACGUGACAAAGGGCAGAGCUUUGAUUUCUGAAUUAUAUAU
Messenger RNA from Danio aesculapii, 3609 nucleotides. Its product is annotated as protein APCDD1-like. The transcript is spliced from 5 exons. Gene Ontology annotation, cellular component: plasma membrane. Gene Ontology annotation, molecular function: Wnt-protein binding. Bases 144 to 1571 code for a protein of 475 amino acids. Gene Ontology annotation, biological process: negative regulation of Wnt signaling pathway. Lineage: Eukaryota; Metazoa; Chordata; Actinopteri; Cypriniformes; Danionidae. The record is from RefSeq and is a predicted model, not a curated record.